Molecule: messenger RNA, 942 nt
Organism: Anopheles marshallii
Lineage: Eukaryota; Metazoa; Arthropoda; Insecta; Diptera; Culicidae
Gene: sta
Product: 40S ribosomal protein SA
Exons: 3
Coding region: 82-942 (286 amino acids)
Biological process (GO): cytoplasmic translation; ribosomal small subunit assembly
Cellular component (GO): 90S preribosome; ribosome; cytosolic small ribosomal subunit
Molecular function (GO): structural constituent of ribosome
Source: RefSeq, a predicted model, not a curated record
CAUAACUGCUCGACUGAUUCUCUUUCAAUUAAAUCCCUGUGGCAUUCACUACGUUAACCGUUGCUCUUAAUUAACGGAACGAUGUCGGGAAAUCUAGAUAUUCUGUCCCUGAAGGAGGACGAUGUCACCAAGAUGUUGGCCGCAACAACCCACAUCGGAAGCACCUCGGUGAACUUCCAGAUGGAGCAGUACGUGUACAAGCGUCGCUCGGAUGGUGUGCACAUCAUCAAUCUGGGCCGUACGUACGAGAAGCUGCUGCUGGCCGCUCGUUGCAUUGCCAGCAUCGAGUACCCGGGAGAGGUCUACGCCAUCUCUUCCCGUCCGUAUGGUCAGCGUGCCGUACUGAAGUACGCCCACUACACGGAGGCAACCCCAAUUGCCGGACGUUUUACGCCCGGUGCCUUUACUAACCAGAUCCAGACCGCUUUCCGUGAGCCGCGUCUGCUGAUCGUCACCGAUCCGCUGACUGAUCAUCAGCCCGUGACGGAGGCGUCCUACGUCAACAUUCCGGUCAUUGCGUUCUGCAACACCGAUUCGCCGGUGAAGUUCGUCGAUAUCGCUAUCCCGUGCAACACCAAGUCGACGCAUUCGAUCGGUCUGAUGUGGUGGCUGCUGGCCCGCGAGGUGUUGCGUCUGCGCGGCAAGAUUACCCAUGACCGUUGGGAUGUCAUGCCCGAUCUGUUCUUCUUCCGCGAUCCGGAAGAGGCGGAGAAGGAACAGGCUGCCAUCGAGGCUGCCGCACCGGUCGUUAAGGACCUUCCGGAUGAGGUUGUCCCUGCGGAGGAGCCGACCACCUGGGGCGAAGAUGUGACCCAGACCGCACUGGUCAUGCCCCAGGCAAUGAAGCCGUUGGCUGCUGGUGGCGGUAACGAUGACUGGAACGAGGAUGAUACCGCACCGGCCGCACCUGGUGCCGUGUCGUGGGGUGGUGCCGGAUUCUAA